AACCUUCGUACUUUGUGUCCAGCAGCUAGUAGCAUGUGAAUUAAUGCCAGCAUAAGCUGCCUCUUCAGAAAAGUCUCUACCCUGACACCAAGCUAUGGGGCGAACAGUGGCAAUUAUUGGGGCAGGGGUGAGUGGGCUGGUCUCUCUCAAAUGCUGCCUGGAGGAAGGACUGGAGCCUACCUGCUUUGAGAAGAAUGAUGUCAUCGGGGGACUUUGGCAAUUCACAGAAAUUCCUGAAAAGGGAAGGACCAAUGUUUACAGAUCUGUGGUGACCAAUACAUCCAAGGAAAUGACCUGCUUCAGGGACUUCCCAUUUCCAGAAAGUUGUCCUAACUAUCUGCACCACUCCAUUUUUCUGGAGUACCUCAAGGAUUAUGCUAAACAUUUCCACCUUCUGGACUGCAUCCAGUUUAAGACUAUGGUAUACAGCAUCAGAAAACAUCCAGAUUUCAUAACUACUGGACAAUGGGUAGUUUAUACUGAGACUAAUGGGCAACAGGCACCAGCCAUCUUCGAUGCAGUUAUGAUUUGCAGUGGCCAUUAUGCAGAAGUUAAUCUACCCCUAGAUUCUUUUCCUGGAUUGGAAAACUUUAAAGGCCAUUACAUGCAUAGCUGGGAAUACAGAGAUGAAAAAGGGUUGGAGGGUAAAAAGGUUCUGGUAGUUGGUGCUGGAAACACUGGAGGGGAUGUUGCUGUGGAAGUGAGCCGCACAGCUGCCAAGGUCUUUCUCAGCACCAGAAAUGGAGCAUGGGUGGUGAGUCGCAUGUCAAAAGCUGGCUGGCCUUCUGAUAUGGUCUUCCAAACUCGAUUUCUGAACUCCAUUCAAAGGUUUCUUCCUGCAGGCAUUAUGAACGACUUAUUGGCAAAGAAAUUCAACCAAUGGUUUGAUCAUAAGAAUUACGGAUUGAUCCCUAUUAAAAGCUCAUUGACAUGUGUGGUUUUAAAUGACGAACUGCCCAGCUGCAUCCUCUGUGGUUCAGUAGUUGUAAAGCCAAAUGUAAAGAAGUUUGCUGAGACUUCUGCCAUAUUUGAAGAUGGAACUGUAGAAGAAAACAUAGAUGUGGUCAUUUUUACUUUACCUUAUACUGCUUCAUUUCCCUUCCUGGAAGAAUCUCUUCGUAGUGUUUGCAAAAGCAGUACAUUUCUUUAUCAACAGAUAUUCCCUCCACACCUGGAGAAGCCCACACUUGCCUUUAUAGGCUUUAUAUCAGUAAUGGGAUCUAUUCUACCAGCAGUGGAACUUCAGGCUCGCUGGGUUACAAGACUGUUUAAUGGUAAGGCUAAUCUAUAAACAGCAAUGUUUUGUAAGCUGCCUCCAGUGAACAGAAUGAUGAAUGAAAUUGCUAAGCAGAAGAAAAGGCUCCUUAAAAAGGGUACUUCCAGCACAGAGAAAGAAAAGACAUUGUUUAUUCGCUACAUGGAUGAAAUUGCGGUUUGCAUAGGAGUUAAGCCCAACGUGCCAUUGCUCUUACUACAGGACCCCACGGCUUUGAAGAUCUUCUUUGGUCCUUGUACCUCUUACCAGUAUCACCUUUGUGGACCUAAUAAGUGGGAGAAAGCUAGAAAUGCCAUUCUGACUCAGUGGGACCGUGUUCUCAAGCCCCUGAAGACUCGGGCCAUAGACAACUCUUCAAAACACACCAUGCCAUCCUUUUGGGAAAAAAUCUUUAGCUUGUCUACAUUCUUUGUAGCUGCUGCACUCAUAUUUAUAUACUUCUGUACUCAUUUUAUACUGGAUUAAGAAACAGCUAGGUAUCACAUACACACUA
Candoia aspera is the source of this 1769-nucleotide messenger RNA. Its product is annotated as dimethylaniline monooxygenase [N-oxide-forming] 4-like. The record is from RefSeq and is a predicted model, not a curated record. Gene Ontology annotation, molecular function: flavin adenine dinucleotide binding; N,N-dimethylaniline monooxygenase activity; NADP binding. Lineage: Eukaryota; Metazoa; Chordata; Lepidosauria; Squamata; Candoiidae.